AUGUAUCUCGUGUGUGAGGACCAUAUGGUGCAGACCCUGUAUCAGUCACUGGCCAAAAAUAUCCCAGAAUCCCUGAAGGUGUAUGGCUCCAUUUUCCACAUCAUUCAUGGAAACCCCUUCAACUUGGAAGUACUGGUGGACUCCUGGCCGGACUUUCACACUGUCAUCACCCGGCCUAAGAAAGAGGCUAUGGUUGACAAAUUGGACCAAUACACAAACACUUACCAUAUCUUCACCAAGGACCUUCAGAAAUGCCAGCAAUUUCUAGAAGCUACUGAAGUCAUUGACUGGGACCAAGUCAUUCAGAUUCAAGGUUGCCAGGAGAGCUUGGAUGAAAUCAUAAAGAAAAUCGCAGCUUCCAAGUCCAUUCAGGUGGAACAUUUAAGCAAUGUUCUCUUUGUAAGAGAAGAAAUUCAACAACUUGAGACAGCUGAGGACAAGUGUCCGGCAACCAUAUCAGAGCCAAAGUUGUUUGAGAGAAAUCAUGAAUUCAAGUUGACUCCCAUGAGUGAAUCCUAUGCAAAACUUGUAAAUGAUCAUUGGAAUCUGGGUCUGAAUGAGAAGAGCCUGAAUUAUGUCAGACGUUGCAUCCAGAACUUUCCAUCUUUUUGCCUGCUGAAUUCUGAGGGGAAUCCCAUUGGCUGGCAUGUCAUGGAUCAGACUGGGGAAUUAAGGAUGGGUUAUACACUUCCCAAAUACCGAAGAAUGGGUGUCCAGAGUUACCUGGGGAUCACUGCUUCCAAGUAUCUUCUCAAAGAAAAAAUUCCAUUUUUCCUACAUAUAGCAGAAAGGAAUAAAUUCCUCUCUAAUGCUUUGUCACAGAAUGGUUUCCAGGUUUUCCUUCGUGGAUGGAACCAGUGGAAGUUAACCCCAAAUAACUCUGGCUGA
This is a messenger RNA of Gracilinanus agilis (Agile Gracile Mouse Opossum), 888 nucleotides long. RefSeq names its product glycine N-acyltransferase-like protein 2. Gene Ontology annotation, molecular function: glycine N-acyltransferase activity. NCBI's taxonomy places the organism in Eukaryota, Metazoa, Chordata, Mammalia, Didelphimorphia, Didelphidae. The transcript is spliced from 5 exons. The record is from RefSeq and is a predicted model, not a curated record. Gene Ontology annotation, cellular component: mitochondrion. The coding region runs from base 1 to 888 and encodes 295 amino acids.